GGAACAUAUCAAGUCUAGUCCGCAAAUGCCCCGAGGACGACGGCCGGGCUGUUGUCGCGUCAGACUUGCCGCUUUCCGUCUCGUUGAAGCAGGGUUAGAACAGAAGCCGGGGAUAGAAUCCCUUCUCCAUGUUCUCCAGAUGGCAAGCAAGACAGGCGCCACCCUCUCAGAACUGGGAAACAACGAUAUCGCUGGAAGUGUGCUAACUAGCGCCGCAAAGUAUGAAGAGCUCUUGCGAAACGCACAAGACCCGGAUGGCACGCAUCGUCAGGCUAGAGCGCGCGCUAUAGUAGUCUACUUCUCCAGUCGCAUGGAGGCUGCAUGGCAGGAAGGAAAUCAUACCGUAGCUGAUUUCAUGUCCUCCAAGAUAACGGACGAUGACCAGCGUCUCGCACUACUACCACCUCAUGAUCGUACUCUUCUGGCUACCAAGUUCCAUAGCAUUGGGAGGGCCAUAUUAAAAAGCCACGCCGCAUCGGACAACAACGGAACGAAGGCUGCAGAUGCUGUGGUGUGGUUACAGAACGCAUUCACCAUGGCGGACCAACUAGACGACUCGGCCGUGUCCGGUGUGCCACAACUAAAGAUAUCGAUGCUGAGAACUCUAGCAAGAGCGUAUUUCCUUUCGGGGUCAUACGACAGAGCAGAAGCCACACUUGACGAACUCGUCCCAUCCAUAGAUUCCUCAGAUGAUCCCGCAAGCUCCGAAUAUCAAGAACUUCGAUGGCUGCGAUUGGCUAUCCUUAAACGGCGAAAAGCUGGCGAUCCAGCUCUGUUAGAUGCAUUCAAGUCUAUAAUUGAUCACAUGGAAUUAACGGAGUCUCGAAUAACUGACAUUCUACAGGACUUGCGAACAAUCAGCCACCAACAUACCCUCGUUACUGCCGUCAAUCAGCACUGUCUGAAACAGGCUCUAGCAUGUUCUGACCGGUCCUGCGGUCAUGUUGACCGACUGCUUCUCUCGUUGAUCGUCCACUGCUCGAAAGACGAAGACCACGCCAGAGCAAUGGUGGCCAUCGAUUCAUCGUUCACAUCCAUUUGCGAAGCAGACUACGAACUUCCGAGUGUACCGGCAACAGCAUGUCUUACGCUUUUAUGGCAAUAUGGUGAUCGUCACUAUCACGCAAAGAGAUGGUCGGACGCGGCAGAUUGGUUUAUUGCCGGUAGUCACAAGCUGUUCCGAAAAAACUGCCCAACAAGUAGCUCGAAAUGUUACCGGAAAGCGGCACUUUGUUAUAUCGAGCACCGGGAGUAUGCUAAGGCUUCGGCCGCCAUCCGCCGCUGUCCCAUCACCGAAGCAGCUACUCAUUAUGUUAUAUUCCUUACUGCUGUUCAUCAAGGCAUCGAUGAUGAAGCCAUUAGAGCUGUCCAGGACAUGAUGAAAUCACUUGAUUUCGACCGAAAGAUGCUCCUUCUAGCCACACAGAUUUCACAUGAAUCAGAGAACAAGCGGAUCCUUCUAGCUGCCCUGGAAGCUCUUCUCAAGACCCUGAAACUUUCAAAGGGCGGUGAGACUGUAGUGGAAGCGAUGUCGUUGCUUCGCUGCAUCAUCAAGCUUGUGCUCAAAUUGCUUACCGAGCCUGCCGCUGAUAAACCAGUCCUUAUUGGUGCAAUGGUGGAGCACUUCCAGACGGCGAAGAUCCUCAUCGAAGCUGCCAACGCUCAAAAGGCGUUGGAUCUGAUAAGCAAAGAUGUCUCAUGGUUAUGGAGAACAGCAUUCAACUGCGCUGUGCAAGGAUGUUCGGAGUGGGAAGGUUCGGGCAGCGAGGGGCGGAUCUCGGAUAUGUUUGACAUAGCGCGAGAUCUGCUAGAAACGUGUUGCCAGGCAUCAUCGACAUCACCUGUAGACGUCGAUGCGGAAGUUUAUUUACAUCUCAUCAUUGCGUCGUUCUCCGGAGUCUCCGGCCGGAUCUUCACACUCCGGCAAUCUCGGGAACCCGACACGGAGACCAGUAUCAAUGCCCGGAUACGUGAUAUAUCCUCGGAAAUCAGGACGUGUCGGGAGAGGGUUGAGGAGAUCCAGGGGAAGGGAGUGAUUACGGAUGAGAAUGAUUUGAUGAGGGUGGGGUAUUUUUUGCACACGUUGAGGGUGUUUGAGGUGGAGAUGCUGGUCAGGUUGGGGGAGUGGGAGGCGGUGGGCAGGGUCGUUGGGGAUACAGUUAAGGCUGGUCCGCUAGCGGCGAGCACGUACGAGGCGAUUGCGGAUGUUCUGUGGGUGAAGAAAGAUUGCCCGAUCAACAUUCUUUACGUGGGGCUGGAGUCCAUCCUCCGCGCGAGCCUCGAUCACAACUCGCUCUCGAUUGACAAGUUCUCGAGGUGGCUGAGAGCGCUGUGCACGAUUAUGAUAGCGAGGAAUGAUCGGCUCAAGGCGAUUGGGUACGUCGAGCAGGCGGUCGGAGUUAUUAAGGGAAGUGUUGGAAGCGAUGAGCCUUACCCCAUGGACGAGCGUUUCUGGUUGCUGAGCACAGCGUAUAACGUUGGGUUUGAAUGCCUGGAGUCAUCGGCGUUUGAUGAAGCCAAGAGAUGGUUCGAAUCGAGCACGGUUAUUUGUAGGUACGUGCCUGGGGGGAAGGAACGGGCUGAAAAGAUCUCGGAUACGUAUACGCGCUUGUUGGAGAGAUGUGCGACUGGGUAAACGUGCGGUGCUUCUCGUCUGUGGUUCUCGC
Messenger RNA from Guyanagaster necrorhizus, 2666 nucleotides. RefSeq names its product SPO22-domain-containing protein. The coding region runs from base 26 to 2635 and encodes 869 amino acids. Gene Ontology annotation, molecular function: protein binding. NCBI's taxonomy places the organism in Eukaryota, Fungi, Basidiomycota, Agaricomycetes, Agaricales, Physalacriaceae. Gene Ontology annotation, biological process: meiotic cell cycle; regulation of synaptonemal complex assembly. The transcript is spliced from 30 exons. The record is from RefSeq and is a predicted model, not a curated record.